GAAGAAACUUCCGGUGCCUCAGUUCCUGUUUCGGCGCAAGUGCACAAGAAAUGGAAAGCUACGUAGCCAGAUAACUUUUGUGAUGUUUUUAUUUUUAUUGAGUUAACCCACUUGACUUCGAAGAUAUGAGAUCCAAAAUAAAAUAACAGAGCACGACUUUUAUUCCCAUUACAGCGGGGCUCGAUCAGGUAGAAGCGGCCACCACCGAAAUGGCCAACCUGAACUGGAAACCGUUCAUCUACGGAGGGAUGGCUUCGAUUGUCGCAGAAUUCGGUACGUUCCCCAUAGACCUGACUAAGACGCGGCUGCAGGUGCAGGGCCAGUCCCAGUACAUGGAGGUGCGCUACCGGGGCAUGUUCCACGCCCUGUUUAAGAUCGGCAAGGAGGAGGGCAUCAAGGCACUGUACUCUGGGAUCUCCCCAGCUCUCCUGAGGCAAGCCUCCUACGGGACCAUCAAGAUCGGGACCUACAACACACUCAAGAGGUUAUUUGUGACCCAUCCGGAAGAUGAGACUAUGGUGAUCAAUGUGUUCUGUGGAGUGGUGUCUGGAGUCCUGUCCUCCUCUCUGGCCAACCCCACUGAUGUUGUCAAGAUCCGCAUGCAGGCCCAGGGCAGUCUUUUACAAGGCAGCAUGAUGUCCAACUUCAUAAACAUCUACCAGACAGAGGGAACCCGUGGCCUGUGGAGGGGCGUCAUCCCUACAGCUCAGCGGGCAGCCAUCGUAGUGGGAGUGGAGCUUCCUGUCUAUGACAUCACUAAGAAGCACCUCAUCAAGUCUGGCACUAUGGGAGACACCAUACUCACACACUUUAUUUCCAGUUUUACGUGUGGCCUGGCGGGGGCUCUAGCCUCCAACCCAGUGGAUGUGGUGCGGACGCGUAUGAUGAACCAGCGAGUGCUGUCUGGGAACCCCAUGUAUAAAGGCACGCUGGACGGAUUGAUGCAGACUUGGAAGAACGAAGGAUUCUUUGCCCUCUACAAGGGCUUCUGGCCCAACUGGCUGCGUCUGGGGCCAUGGAACAUCAUUUUCUUCAUCACGUUUGAGCAGCUGAAGAAACUCCCCUUAUAGUUGAACAGGGAGUGGACACUCCGUCGGACCAGAGUGUAUCAGAGCGCGGGAAACACCCCAGCCUUUGUCUUCAUUUCAUUCACAAUCCCUCCCUCGUCACACAAUCUGUAUGUGCAUGCUCAUCUAAGUUAAAUAUAAUAAUAUUUAUUAUUUUUUUAUACAACUUUUAAUGUUAUUUUUAUUUAUUUAAUUUUUUUAAACACUUCCUCAUACUCAUCAACCAUCCUUGAUGCCACUCCUGGCAGCUAAAGCUUAGGAUUGUAGCUGAGGACGGAAGCCUGUUUGGACCAUAAGGUAUUAGCUAGGUACGCUGACUGCCAGCUUGUUACCAUUUUAAAGUGAGCUUGUGGAAAAGGAGGAGUACUAUCCUAGGCGGAACGGUAACUGGAGAUCUACUUGAGCUUUUUUAGGGAUGUGGAAUAGGCCUCUGAUUGUGUCAGACUAGUUUUUUAAACACAUCUCUAUACUGCAUGGGAUGUGCAAGAAAAGACUAUGGCUGUUAAAUGUAUAGGAUUGGAGUUUUGCCUGUCUGAUCUGACAUUUAAAUAAUGUCUUCAAUGUUUUGGGCAGGGCUAGCUAGAAGAGGAUGCGAUGCAUGGCAUGUUAACCGGGUUGUUAUUGUCAGACUAUUUAUUCUCAAUGACUUACCUGGGUAAGUAAAGGUCACAGUAGGUGCUGUUUAGUCUGUUAGAGGAACUCAGGACAACGGUGACCCACAUGAAAAAAUACUAUACUAUGGUUAAAAUACAUGGUAGUGUUUUUGCUGCCUUUACUGUAGUUUUGCUGACAUUACUGUAAUAUUUAGUGCAGUGUUUUUGUGGUCUAUAGUAUAGUGUAGUAUUUACUAUAGUAUUUUACAUUAUACUAAAAUAUUCUAUAUUAAGUAUUACAAAUGAUUAAGGUACACUGCAGUGUAGUAUCGUAUACUAUAGUGUACUACAUAAUUCUAUAGUAAGUACUGCAGUAUUCCAUAGUAAACUAGUAUUUUUUUAUGUGGGGAGACUAUAUGUAUGUUUAGUAAGAUGCGAUGGGAAUUUAGUCCAAUGUUGAAACAAAGCCACUAUUGGGUAAUGGGAGAGUGACUUUGCUUUCUGUACAUUUCACCACAACCCUUUUGUGUGAAGUAGAGGUGUCUGCUGUUGUCUGGAACACUAAGCAUGCACAGGAAUGGAAACACUUUCUGGGACCUGCUUGGUUGUCAUGGUGAUUCCCAUGAAAGUAUACUGAACAAAAAUAUUAACACAACAUGCAACAAUUUCAAGGAUUUUGCUGAGGUACAGUUCAUAUACAGUUGAAGUUGGAAGUAAAUACACUCAGGUUGGAUACACUCCACAAAUU
This is a messenger RNA of Oncorhynchus gorbuscha (pink salmon), 2408 nucleotides long. RefSeq names its product brain mitochondrial carrier protein 1-like. The transcript has 9 exons. Gene Ontology annotation, biological process: mitochondrial transport. Gene Ontology annotation, cellular component: mitochondrial membrane. Lineage: Eukaryota; Metazoa; Chordata; Actinopteri; Salmoniformes; Salmonidae. The record is from RefSeq and is a predicted model, not a curated record. Bases 210 to 1070 code for a protein of 286 amino acids.